This is a messenger RNA of Glossina fuscipes, 804 nucleotides long. It is a transcript of the gene Trs20, whose product is annotated as probable trafficking protein particle complex subunit 2. The coding region runs from base 231 to 650 and encodes 139 amino acids. The record is from RefSeq and is a predicted model, not a curated record. Gene Ontology annotation, cellular component: nucleus; TRAPP complex; cytoplasm. The transcript has 2 exons. Lineage: Eukaryota; Metazoa; Arthropoda; Insecta; Diptera; Glossinidae. Gene Ontology annotation, biological process: endoplasmic reticulum to Golgi vesicle-mediated transport.
AAUAAAAAUAAUGCCUCAUUGUGUUGUCUCCCUUAGUUUUUUCACUUGUUCUUAUUAGAUACGUACAAUUAGUGUACGACAUUGUGCAAAACUUCAUAACAUGUUUCUCAAGAAUUAAAAUAUAGAAAAAAUUUGUCACCUGUGGCAAUACCACCAUAGGUUAAUUUCUAGAGGUUUUUGGAUAUUAAUUAUUUUAUUGUAUGUAAAUAUAAACUAUAUAUAGAUAAACAAUGGCUACUUAUUAUUUCGUAAUAGUUGGGCAUAAUGAUAAUCCAAUCUUUGAAAAGGAAUUUACAACGGCUGGCAAGGAAACCAGGAAAGAAGAUCAUCGUCACUUGAAUCAAUUCAUAGCCCAUGCUGCUUUGGAUUUAGUGGAUGAACACAAAUGGAAGACACCGAAUAUGCACUUAAAGUCAGUAGAUCGUUUUAAUCAAUGGUUUGUCUCAGCUUUCGUUACUGCUAGCCAGAUACGUUUCAUUAUAGUUCACGACAACAAGAACGAUGAAGGCAUUAAAAACUUUUUUAAUGAAAUAUAUGAAACUUAUAUAAAACAUGCUAUGAAUUCAUUUUACAAAAUUAAUACGCCGAUCAAAUCACCUACGUUUGAGAAGAAAGCUCACUUGUAUGGUCGCAAAUACUUACUCUCCUAAAGAACAAACGAGAUAAUAUAUAUAUUAAAUUAUAUAUUUAGUUAGAAAUAUUUGUAAUUUAGUAUCACGUAGCAUAUUGCUAUGGUUUUUUUUUUUUUGUUUUUUUAAUAAAGCAUUAGUUUCUAUUUAUUUGAAAAAUUAUGCAUAUAAACAU